GGACAGGCGUACAUUGGUGGUUCUUCCAGGGCAGGGAGCAUCCCCAGACUAGAAAUGAAGUGGAUCGCAUGGCGAGGAGGUAUGUAGCCGCGUGUCGAGGAAUUUAAGGUUGCAAGUAGGGGACCUGAGGCUUGAGGUGAAAGGCGAGAUGGGUGAUAAGUUUCCAAGGAAGGUUGGGCUUAACACGAUGAACCCAAUGCUGGGAAUGUGCUUCAUUUCUACGACAGGAUGCUGCGCUGCACAAGAUCGGACCUCGACAAGAAAUGGUACAUGUGCCGCUUGGUGCUCGAUCUGGGUGCCGCCGGGAAAGUGCUGGUCCGGCGAGGGCGCUGCAAUCCAUGCGGCUGCGUAAGGCCAUGGCGAUUAAGCUCUGGCAGGUACGUUUGGUUGGAUAUCAUGAAUCCACAAAGUCCAGCCUUCGAGCAUGGGGCGACACAGGAACCUGACUCCGGCCCUGGAGACGAAGGUGACGACCAUGCCGCCACACUCCAGACAUGGGAUGGGCGGGAGAAUCUCCCCGUGCUACGAGGAAGAAGCUGAGGAAGUCAUGGCCGCCGAUAUGGUUUCUCUGCGCCUCGGUUGGAGAGAAGGAAGGAUUUGGACUUUGGAGGAUGGAGGGGUGGCUGGUGAUCUGCAGUAAAUAAAGUAGGUGGUGUUGACGGAUGCCGUUAGUGCCAGCAUGGCUGAGCCGUGGCCCAUAUUACACGAUCGGCUGAGCCGGUUGGAGCAGGACGGCGACCGUGCCAUUAAGUGUGGUAGGUAGGUGGGCCAGGCCUGGAAAUAGGAUAUACAGUAUAUACUAUUUGAAAUACAUAUGACUAUACACGGGAAGGUGGGAAUCUUGAUGGCUGUGAACGAGUAGGAUAUAGAGUGCAUCUGAGCUCGAGCUCAGAAUAGCACUUUCCAUCUGUCA
Messenger RNA from Triticum dicoccoides, 913 nucleotides. RefSeq lists its product as uncharacterized. The transcript is spliced from 4 exons. The coding region runs from base 229 to 540 and encodes 103 amino acids. The record is from RefSeq and is a predicted model, not a curated record. Lineage: Eukaryota; Viridiplantae; Streptophyta; Magnoliopsida; Poales; Poaceae.